Saccostrea cuccullata (small rock oyster) is the source of this 602-nucleotide messenger RNA. RefSeq names its product ral GTPase-activating protein subunit alpha-1-like. Lineage: Eukaryota; Metazoa; Mollusca; Bivalvia; Ostreida; Ostreidae. The transcript has 6 exons. The record is from RefSeq and is a predicted model, not a curated record. Gene Ontology annotation, molecular function: GTPase activator activity. Gene Ontology annotation, cellular component: nucleus; cytoplasm. Gene Ontology annotation, biological process: positive regulation of GTPase activity. The annotation marks the transcript as partial.
UAAACAGACGAAAAUGUCAGAAAUUGCAGAAAUUUACUUAAAAAUAUUUUAAAUGUCUAGUGUUUUGGACAUGUUUAGGAAAGGAACCAAAGAUGGGGACUUAAAGAAAUCCGUGCAGAAAGUAUCGGACCCAAAGAAAGAUGCUGUAACGAGGUUGAAACACCUCCGACAUUUACUUGAAAAUUAUAGCAUACCAGAGGCAAAGAGUUUCUUUGAGGCCAAUUACUCACAUAUCUAUUUCAUAUUUAACGACAAUUUUUCAACAGUAGAGGCAGAUCUUAAACAAAGAGCCAACAGAGCCCAUCGGGAGGACUUGGAUGUAAUUCUGUUUGUCUUUGAGAAAAUACUCACACUUUUACCUGAACUGAUACAUAAAAGAUGGAUGUUUCACAGCAUUGGAAGAAUAUUAAAGAAGUUAUUGCAUCCAGGAAAUGGUUUAAAGAUUAGGAAAGAUGGCAUCCGACUUUUCCUGCUCUGGUAUCAGAUAUUGAAUGAGAAUGCUUCAGAGGAAUGCCAUGAAAUAUUCCUUCAACUGGUGCCAGGCCUGGGAAAUGGCAUCCACCAGGAUGUUUUAUAUGGAAGAUCCCAUUCAGCAUCAGAAA